AUGAACAGUGUGCACGCCAAAAUAAAAGUUUGCCAGUAUUCAGAUGAGUACUUGCUGUUUGGGUUCAUACCAGCGACUCAUGAUGAAAGGUUGCCUUUUUGUCUGUUGUGCCACCAAUGUUUGACUAAUGAAUCCAUGAAGAGAGGUCGUCUCGAAAAUCAUUGGAAGGCAAAACACAGUUUUCAUGUUAAUUCAAAACUGGAGUAUUUUAAAUCCCUAAAGGAGAAGUUUGAAAAAAGAUCCACAAUAAAUUCAUUGUUCUCUGCAAGAAGUGCAAGCAAGGAUCGUGGUCUUGAGGCUAGUUAUGAAAUUUCUCUUCUCAUAGCAAAAUGUGGCAAAAAUCAUACAAUAGGGGAGAAUUUAAUUAAGCCCGCAAUAUCAACUUUUCUGAAAGUAGUUCUUGAAAAAGAUGACCAAGAUCUCAAAAGCAUGCCGCUCAGUAAUAAUACUGUUAGUAGCAGGAUUGAUGAAAUGAGUUGUGAUGUAGAAGUACAACUUGUUGAAAAAUUAAAAUAUACAAAUUUUUCAAUACAGUUGGACGAAUCAACUGUAAGAGAUAGUGAAGCUCUGUUAAUGGCCUAUGUAAGAUAUGUUGAUAAUGGAGAAUUUAUUGAGGAUAUGCUAUUUUGCGAAGCAUUAGAAACCACCACUAUUGCAAUUGAUAUAUAUAAAAAAUUAAAAACAUAUUUAGAUGAUAAGCAGAUACCAAUGGAGAACAUUAUAUCUUGUUCUGCAGACGGUGCUCCAGUGAUGAUGGGCAAGAAAAAUGGAGUUUUAAAAUUAUUGAAAGACGACAAUCCCCAAAUGUUGUUAGUGCAUUGUGUUAUUCAUAGACAGAAUUUAGUUUCCAAAAAAGUUUCCCCUGUUCUAAACGAGACAUUGAAUGCAGUUAUAAAAUGCAUCAACACUAUAAAAGCUAAUGCCAAAUGUGAGCGUCUUUUCAAACAAUUUUGCAAGGAUCAAAAUGCAGACUAUGUAAGAUUAUUACUUCAUACUGAUGUAAGGUGGUUAUCAAAUGGGAAUUGCCUGAAAAGAUUCAUGGAAUUAUUUGAUAUUCUUAGUGAGUUCUUGGAUGACAAACCUUAUAUGACUCUGUUACUGACAGUUGAUGGUAAAGCACUUGUCAGUUAUUUAGCAGAUAUAUUUGAAAAACUCAAUCUCUUAAAUAAGGAGCUCCAAGGAACAAAUAUGACUCUUGUUAAUUCAAAGGCCAAGAUAUUUGGCUUUAUAUCAUUUCUGGAAUUAUCCCAAGAAAAUAUUUCUGUCAAAAAAUUUGAACAAUUUUAUUGGCUGAAUAAAUGUGAGGUAACAGAUGCUACUUGUCUUGUUAUUGUGGAGCACUUAAAAAAAUGGUAA
Homarus americanus (American lobster) is the source of this 1356-nucleotide messenger RNA. Its product is annotated as protein ZBED8-like. The coding region runs from base 1 to 1356 and encodes 451 amino acids. The record is from RefSeq and is a predicted model, not a curated record. The transcript has a single exon. NCBI's taxonomy places the organism in Eukaryota, Metazoa, Arthropoda, Malacostraca, Decapoda, Nephropidae.